UCCCCCCGGCUUCACACUCCGCUUCUCGUUUCGUCAUUCCGGUGCUCCGGUCGCCUCGCUCCCCUCCCGGUGCUAAAGCCGUCGGGCUUGGCCGUGGGAGCGUAAUGGCGGUGCACCGGGGACCCUCUACGAAAUGGCUGUUUACCCGGGAGCAGCUGGAAAACACACCGUCUCGUCGCUGCGGGAUAGAGGCGGACAGAGAGCUCUCCUACAGGCAGCAGGCCGCCAAUUUAAUCCAGGACAUCGGCCAGAGGCUCAACGUAUCUCAACUAAUAAUUAACACCGCUAUAGUUUAUAUGCAUAGGUUUUAUAUGAUCAACUCCUUCACCAAAUUCAAUAGAAAUAUAAUUUCCCAGACCACCUUAUUCCUGGCAGCUAAAGUGGAGGAGCAGCCCAGGAAGCUGGAGCACGUCAUUAAAAUAGCCCAUGCCUUCAUUAACCCACAAGAUCCUGUCCCUGACACUAAAAGCAGUGCGUUCCAACUGCUGGCACAAGAGCUUGUAGCCCUAGAAACAAUAGUGCUGCAAACGCUGGGUUUUGAAAUUACAGUUGAUCAUCCUCACACAGAUGUUGUGAGGUGUUCCCAGCUAGUGCGAGCAAGCAAGGAUUUGGCACAGACUUCCUAUUUCAUGGCUACCAACAGUUUGCACCUCACCACCUUCUGCCUGCAGUACAGGCCAACGGUUGUAGCUUGCGUCUGCAUCCACCUGGCCUGUAAGUGGUCCAACUGGGAGAUCCCGGUGUCCACAGAUGGGAAGCACUGGUGGGAGUACGUGGACCGCACCGUUACGCUACAGCUGCUAGACGAACUUACCCAUGAGUUCCUUCAGAUUCUGGAGAGGACGCCCAGCAAACUGAAGAGGAUACGAAACUGGAGGGCCAUUCAAGCAGCAAAGAAACCAAAGACAGAAGGUUCGACUGUGGAGAGUGCCUUCCAGGGGACAUCUUUAGACGGCCUUCCUGGUGUUACCAACUCCUUCUUCCCCUCCGCCUCUACGUCAAACUCUUCUGAAAUGUCCGCCCUGAGCUCCAUGACGACCUCUUACCCCAUCUACCAGCAGCUCAGCGACCAGUUCUCCCAGCCUGCCCACUCAGACUUCACGCUGGUCAAACACAAAGCUACAGCCGGGUCCAGCAGCGAGCACGAGCAGCCGGGCGUGAACGUCGCGUCUUUCUCCCGGCCGCCAAAAGUCUUGACUCUAGAGAAGUACAGGGUGAAACAGGCGGGGGAGCUGGCCCUGCAGAGCGGCAUGAAAGAGGAGCCCGGCGCCGAGAUCUACGCGCCUCCAGCUGUCUCCUCCCACCACCACAAGAGACGCUCGCAGCAACAAACCGGCCAGUCGGGCGACGGCAGGAGGGAGAAGUCGAGCUCAAAGAAGCCGAGGCUCGCCUCCUGCUACGCCGAGAACGGCUCCGCCGCAGGCGAGGAAUUUAAAAUGAGGAUCAAAGUUUCAUCCGACCCGGGCGGGACUCUGUCCGGGAAGGACAAGCACAAAGAGCACGGCGGGCACCGCCACUCUAAACACAGCCACUCGUAUUCUCUGAGCGGGAGCGCCGACGGUGCGUCGUUCUCCGUCCGAGCCCCCGGCAGCCACUUGAACGACGGGAGCUCCUCCGGCUCGUCCCGUAAGAGACAGCACGCAGACGGCGGCGGCCAUAACCACCACCACCACUCCAAGAGCAGCAGGUCCUCCAAAGGACUGGGCUCGGCUCACUACCCAUCGGACGGCGGCCAGAGAGCCAUGGAGCUCCACAGCCACGAUGGGACAAACGGUAUGCUGCUGUCCAACGGCCAACACACUGACUACAAAAACACUUUCGACAUGCUGGACUCUUUACUAAGUGCCCAAGGAAUGAACUUGUAACUGUGAGCUCCUGGUGUUAACUAGGAAAGGUUUUAUAGAGUUUAAAAAGCGACUUUAUCGGUCUUAAGUUAUCUGCAUCACACUGAUUAUUGAUGAUUCCUAUCAAACUACAGAGCUGUGUAUUAAUUCCUCGCAACACAAAAACACCACGUAUGAGUUGCUUUGGGAAUGCAGCCGAAAAAUAAUUCCUUUUAAUGUAAUUUUAAAUGAGCUGAUGGUUAUUUUAAGUGUGCACGUUUUUAAAGUCACAAAAAGAGAAGGAAGGAAGAAAAAAAAAGAAAUUUCGCUGCCUUUGUGACAGUUUACAAUUCAUUUUUGUCGUUCAGUUUGUUCCACGAGAAUCUCAGGUCUUUAAACAUUUUUGAUAAAAGAGCAAAUCUCCCUCUGAUCGGGGAGGAGACGGGUCGAGGUUUUUACACCCGACCCAGGAAGGGAAAACACGGUCUGCUUACGUUACAGGGUGCAUCGGCGAGGCUCCAUUUGCUAUUUGAAGGCUGCACCUACUGAGCUACAGGUGACGCUUAUGUUACAACUGCUGUGGAUGUGCAUUGAAACCAUAGCAGCUAAAGUUAAAACAAAACAAAAAAAAACUUGUGAUUGUUCUAGUCAAUCGCUAUUCUGUAUGAUAAAUGUUAUUAACUAUCAGAACAUACAGAUCUCUAAAGUUGUGUGUACAUAGGACUUUAGAUGAGAAGUGUUGAUUAUUGCAUCAGUCCAAAUGACUCCAUUGUAUUAAGAUCCAAAGCAGACUGUAUCGAUGAGAAAAUCCUUAAUUCAUGUUUUGGGAGCCCAAAUAAAAACGAUACGAAACU
This is a messenger RNA of Cyprinodon tularosa, 2677 nucleotides long. It is a transcript of the gene ccnt2b, whose product is annotated as cyclin T2b. Gene Ontology annotation, cellular component: nucleus; cyclin/CDK positive transcription elongation factor complex. Gene Ontology annotation, biological process: positive regulation of DNA-templated transcription, elongation; regulation of transcription by RNA polymerase II. The transcript is spliced from 9 exons. Bases 105 to 1865 code for a protein of 586 amino acids. Gene Ontology annotation, molecular function: cyclin-dependent protein serine/threonine kinase activator activity. The record is from RefSeq and is a predicted model, not a curated record. NCBI's taxonomy places the organism in Eukaryota, Metazoa, Chordata, Actinopteri, Cyprinodontiformes, Cyprinodontidae.